Molecule: messenger RNA, 1149 nt
Organism: Capsella rubella
Lineage: Eukaryota; Viridiplantae; Streptophyta; Magnoliopsida; Brassicales; Brassicaceae
Product: transcription factor bHLH84
Exons: 5
Coding region: 1-1008 (335 amino acids)
Biological process (GO): regulation of transcription by RNA polymerase II
Cellular component (GO): nucleus
Molecular function (GO): protein dimerization activity; DNA-binding transcription factor activity, RNA polymerase II-specific; RNA polymerase II cis-regulatory region sequence-specific DNA binding
Source: RefSeq, a predicted model, not a curated record
AUGGAAGCCAUGGGAGAAUGGAGCACUGGCCUAGGUGGAAUGUAUACAGAAGAAGCUGACUUCAUGAAUCAGCUCCUUGCCUCCUAUGAACAACCUUGUGGCGGUUCAUCUUCAGAGACAACGGCCACACUCUCGGCCUACCACCACGGCCAAGGUUCUCACUGGCCUAGCAGCUUUUGCUUCUCCCAAGAGAGCAGUAGCUAUAGUGGUUACUGCACGGUCGUGCCACAAGGAGAAGAUGACAAUAAUAGGAUGGAGGACGCCACGAUCAACACGAACGUGUACCUAGUUGGCGAAGAGACUAGUGAAUGUGACGUGGCUGAAUACUAUGGUAAGCCUUUGGAUACUGUCCAAGAAAACCAUGGCCAUCAUAGUAUGGUACAGCCUGAGGACUCCUUGACAACGACCACUGAUGAGAAACUGAGUUCAAAGAAGAGGAUGCGUCCCAUAUCAACUGAUAAGAACAAGAGAGCCAACAAGGCGCGAAGGAGCCAAAAAGGCGUCGAGAUGAGUGGCGACAAUGAAAAUAGCGGUGAAGAAGAAUAUACAGAGAAGGCUAGAGGCAAGCGUAAGGCCAAACUUAAGCUACCAAAGACUUGUUGUUCGGAUGAUGACGAGUCAAAUGGUAUAGACACUUCUUUCUCUAAAGAAGAUGGCGAGGACUCAAAGGCUCUCAACCUCAACGGCAAGACUAGAGCCAGCCGCGGCGCUGCCACAGAUCCUCAAAGCCUUUACGCAAGGGUAAAAAUUAAAACAAAGUUUGUCUCUAUGAUGGUUCAGAAAAGAAGAGAAAGGAUCAACGAGAGGCUAAGGAUUUUGCAAAACCUAGUCCCUAAUGGAACAAAGGUCGAUAUUAGCACAAUGUUGGAAGAAGCAGUACAAUAUGUCAAAUUUCUCCAGCUACAAAUUAAGUUAUUGAGCUCUGAUGAUCUAUGGAUGUAUGCUCCCAUUGCUUACAAUGGUAUGGACAUUGGCCUUGACCUAAAACUCAAUGCACUAACCAGAUGAUUCAAGAGACACCCUUCGGAUUUUUUAUUUUAAUUCUAAUUCUUUUUUUUUCUAUAAAUAAAUAAUCUAAUAAGAGAGACAUAGUCACAUUUGACGUUUUAUGUAUAUACUCCAAUGUUUUUUAAUUUUGCAUGUCGAGUU